AUGGGAUACGCAGAGGCGUGGGCCGGUCUCAACACAGCUGAGUCCUUGGGCACGCACCUGGACAGCCCUGGGGUUGUCAGCAAGAUACAGAAAUGGCUUCAUGAUUGCGAGACGCUCCAUGACAACGAGCAUUGCCGUGAAGCAGCGAAGACCGUCUUACCAAGCAAGGUGAUAGCAGUUGGAAGUCUCGAUGAGCCGUUUCUGCGCCUCGAACAAACCAGUGGCCGGACCGGAAAGUACAUUGCGCUCAGUCAUUGCUGGGGCGGGUGCAAUGAGGGUCAGACCUUGCAAAGCAACCUGACUGGAAGACUCCAGACAAUCGAUGAUUCUGAGCUGUCAAAGACGUUUCGCGAUGCCAUACGCUGUGCGAGGAAACUCGGAGUUCCACAUCUUUGGAUUGACUCGCUUUGCAUUAUCCAGGACAGCGCCAGCGACUGGGAAAGCAAGUCUGCACGGAUGUGUGACGUCUACUCCAAUGCCUACUUCGUGCUGGUCGCAUCAUCAGCGAUCGCCGAUAACGUGGGUUUUCUCAACGAAGUACCUGAACAAUACCGUGGGAUACCGCUCGAGUCGGCGCCGGCAAGCGGCUGCUACGACAUGGUGAUCCAACAGCAGAUUCCCCAUGCGACUGGACCAGCUGGCGCAGUCGGCUCACCGGCGCCAGUCGCCGCCAUCAACAUUGGACCGCUGGAAACACGUGGCUGGUGCUUUCAAGAGACAUUACUCGCUCGCCGUUCUAUCGGCUUCACGUCCUACGAGGUUGCUUUUGAAUGCCACGACCAUGUGGCGUGUGAAUGCAACAGCAGCAAUCGUACGGAUGCGGCCGGAAUUGACAGUGAAAGUAAAGAGACAAUCCAACAGCAGUGGAUGUACGUGGCUGCUGAAGACCUCGAUGGCGGCAACUCGGAGAAGCAUCUCUGGAGAAGACCACUGUCUCAGAUCACAAAUGUGGGUACGCUGUACAUGGAAUGGAGGCGGAUGAUCGUUCCCAACUACACCUCGAGACAGUUGACGUUUGCGUCUGACAAGCUGCCAGCCCUCUCCGGUAUCGCAGCUCUGGCACAUCGAUUGUGUCAAGACCAUCUACUCUGGCGAGCAGAUCAAUGGAGAAGCAGUCUCCCUGGCCCUGGUCCCUUAUUGUUCUGUCCAGACUAUUCAACCGGCCCCUCGUUCUCGUGGGCUUCAGUCGACGGGUCCAUCGUAUACAACGUACCGGAAGACGGACUUGGCGAUGUGCGCCUGAAAAUACUAGAUUGCCAGGUGGAGCUUGCAGGAGAGCAGAAGAAUCGUUUCGGUGCACGCUCUGGAGGCUGGAUGCGGGUUCGUAAAUCCUUUCAGUUCCAUCUGCAAGGUCGCUGCAUCAGGGACGGGUCUUCGGAUGACUAUACUCUGAAGCCCGCGUGGUCGGAGGGAGGAAUGGAGGACACCGAAUUCGAUCCAGAUUGUUUGCUCUCUGAACUCAGCACACACAGUGAACGCGGUGUCAGCAAGUUCAUCGCUCGAGCGAAAAGGGGCCAGGAGUCAGGAAAGACCUUCAGCGGUCAAGUAACGGGGAUCAUGAUGGCCGAGGUACCUCGUGAUAAGAGAGGGUGGUAUCAGUGCGCCAUGGUAAUUGUUAGUGAGAAUGGAGGUGCUUCGAACACGCAUCAGCGUAUUGGCUUUGCAGCGCUCAAGUCUAAGACUUUUGAGGCGGCACGUGAGUACGUCCGUCUUGCUCCUAUUCGCGAGUUCUUGAUCGUGUGA
This is a messenger RNA of Zasmidium cellare ATCC 36951, 1743 nucleotides long. RefSeq lists its product as uncharacterized. Bases 1 to 1743 code for a protein of 580 amino acids. NCBI's taxonomy places the organism in Eukaryota, Fungi, Ascomycota, Dothideomycetes, Mycosphaerellales, Mycosphaerellaceae. The record is from RefSeq and is a predicted model, not a curated record. The transcript is spliced from 2 exons.